AGAGUGGCUGUAGCUUGGUGAUGGCUGGGAGGAGGAGGAGAGACAGGAAGGGGGGAUAAUACAGAACAGAGGGAUCCCGCUAGCCCGUGGUGGGGCUGCCUCUCUUUCAUUACAGCUGCAAAGAAAUCCAGCUGCCUCCAUUGUGAGCCGGGGAGCUGCGCGGUGCCGGGGAGGUGGGAUCUUGCCAGCCAGGGACUUUCUCAUUGUUGCAAUUGUUCGCCCUGGCGUCCUAGGGCUGCCCCGGGUUCUGCCGACACCAGCUCCCGCCGCAGCCUGCAGGGGCUGGUGGCCUUUGAUGUCUGUGUAUCUGACCAUGGAUCAGUGGGCUGCUGUGGAUCCUGAUCAGAAACCUUUGUGCAGGGGUGGCAUACAGGAGAACGAUGAUCCCCUGGUGACUCUGAGGCCUCACUCCUGUGCGUAUUCUCUCCUUACCCCAGCCGGGGACAGGACAGCGAGUGAGACCAAGGAGGAGAAUCCUGGGGAGGAAGGCCCUGAGAUCGUGGAACUGGAUCCAGCGUUGCUGGGCAGGCCAGAGGGGCCUGGGGCCAGGACCCUGGAGGAGCAGGGCCCGGCCUGCGAGAGCCUGCGCUGGACAGUGGUGCAGCAGAUCGACUCUCCUGGAAAGCCGAUGCAGCGGCGGGGCAAGUCAGCUAGUGCCGGCUUCCAGAACUUCAAGAGCAUCAUCGUGCUGCAGAAGAGCUACGAGUGUGGUGAGUGUGGCAAGACCUUCAGCUGCAGCUCACACUUCAGCAAGCACCGGCGCACCCACACUGGCGAGAAGCCCUUCCGUUGCCUGCACUGCGGGAAGAGCUUCAACGUCAGCUCCAAUCUCUACCGCCACCAGAGGGCCCACGCCGCCGAACGGGCCUGCCCACGCCCUGAGAGCUCCCCACCACCGGUGCCAGCUAGUGCCCCUGCCCCUGCGACUCCUCGGCCCCGGGGGCUGCCCUAUAAGUGCGAGGAGUGUGGCAAGAGUUUCCGGCGCAACACGGAACUGGUGACCCACCAGCGGCUGCACACGGGGCGCCUGCCCUUCCAGUGCUCCCACUGCGGGAAGAGCUUCUCCUGGAGCUCCCACUUCGACCGGCACCAGCGCAUCCACACCGGUGAGAAGCCCUACCAGUGCCCUGAGUGCGGGAAGUGCUUCAGCCGCAGCUCCCACCUCUACCGGCACCAGCGCACCCACGCCGGGGGCCGCUCCUACAUCUGCACCUACUGUGGGCGCAGCUUCAACAGCACCCUGCACUUCGACCGGCAUCAGCGCACCCACACUGGCCUGCGCCCCUACAAAUGCACCCUGUGUGGCAAGGGCUUUGGUGAUGGGCUGGCCCUGGUCAAGCACCAGCGCCUGCAUCUGGGGGACGGGCCCUUCCACUGUGAAGAGUGCGGCAAGAGCUUCGGGGCAAGGGCGCAGUACGCCCGGCACCGGCGCAGCCUGCACGGCACUGCUGCCGGCAGCACCGGUGGUGAGAAGCCCUAUCGCUGCAGCGACUGUGGCAAGAGCUUCUCCUGGAGCUCCCACUGGGAGCGGCACCAGCGUAUCCACACCGGGGAGCGCCCCUACCAGUGCAGUGACUGCGGCAAGCGCUUCGGCCGCACCUCCCACCUCUACCGGCACCAGCGCACCCAUGCUGGUGGCCAGCCCCAUGUCUGCGCUGACUGCGGCAAGAGCUUCAACAGCACUCUGCACUUCCACAAGCACCGGCGGGCCCACGCUGGUGAAGCCCCCUGCCACGCCUGUCCCGACUGUGGCAAGACCUUCGCCGACGGUUCCACUCUGGCCAAGCACCGGCGCACCCACACCGGAGAGCGGCCCUUCCCUUGCCCCCAGUGUGGCCGGCGCUUCAGCGUCAGCUCCCACCUGUACCGCCACCUGAGGAGUCAUGCUGAGGAGAAGCCACUGGAGGAGAUUGCGUCCUACUAGAGAUCAGCUCCUCUUCCCCCUUUGCCUGGGAGAGGAAUCCCCCCAUGCUGGAGGUCUAGCUCACCGGGACCUGGCCGCCCCUCUCUGGGCAUGGAAGUGAACUCCAUGCACUACCAGCCAGAGCGUUAGUAGGGCUUACCUCACAGGGACCUGGCUAUGGGGAUCGCUGACCCUCAGGGGUAGCUGAGACCUCUAGGAGAGCAGCAGGGAGCCCCGUUGUGGGCACCUUGGGGCCACAGGAAUGGGCUCAGUGUAAGGUCCCAAUCUGGAGCCCCUUGAAGGGCUCCACGUCGAUGGGGUCUGGAUCAAGCCCUGAGGAUAUAGGUAGAUAAGGUAGAUUAGGUAGGUUGGGUAGGUAGGAGGUAGAGCAGAGUGGUGGCAGUGCUAGGGGGCUGGGUGGGGUGGAAAUAAGAGAGGGAAAUGGUGUGGGAUUGAGGGUGUAUUACCCUCUCGCUCACUCUGGUGUAAAUCAGGAGUAAUCCCCCUAGAGUCAUUGGGGCUGAUUCCCCUCUCACUCACCCCAGUGUAAAUCUGGAGUAACCGCAUCGGGGUCACUGGGACUGGUUCUCCUCCCCUCAUCCUUGUGUAAAUCAGGUGUAGACCCACUGGAGUCCCUGAGGCCAGUUCCCCUCUUGCUCACACCAGUGUAAAUCAGGAGUAGCCCCACCGGAGUCACUGGGGCUGAUUCCCCUCUCAUUCACGCCAGUAUAAAUCAGGAGUAGCCCCUCUGGGGUCACUGGGACUGAUUCCCCUCGCUCAGCCCAGUGUAAACCAGGAGUAACCCCACUGGGGUCAGUGCAGUUACAGGAGUGUGAGGCAGAUCACUCAUUCGCCCCAGCCUGCAGGUGCUCAGUGCCUGAUCAGAGCUGGGUCAGGAGGCAGUAUCUGGGGAUCAGGUAGGUGGGGCAGGAGAUGGCAAGAAAGAUGGGAGCCAGAGGGGGAGGGGAAAUGAAGUGUUUGGGGAUCAGGGUUGCUGUAUGGUGGGCGCAAGAGAGGGCUGUGGCUGAUGGAGGACUGGCAUGUCUGUGGACUGGGCUGGUGGGGCAGACCAUGGCACUGCUUAGGGUCUCCAAGCUGAGGAGAACGGGACCAAGUUUACUGCCACUCCUUUUCUAGGUUUCCAUGCCCUGUCCUCUGCCUCCUGAUCAACGUGCCUGACUCCAGCAGGAAUGAGACAGAAAACCUUAGAGUAGCAUGUGAUUAACUUGCAGAGUUCGCAGCUACAGGAGAUGACUGGGGCAAAUAGCUCAGCAAAGCCCUCUGCCAGCUCCAUGGAGCAGUCUGGGGCUGUUGACUUGCAAGUGACUUCCUGCAUGUGUGAAAAUCUCCUUUAGACACAAGCCCCCCAAGUCCCGAUCCUAAUUCAGAGCAUGAGGGACAAGAACCUGCUCUCAUCUGGUCUAGAGAUAUGGAGGGGGUGAGUUUCUGUUAAGGAAGGAAGCUAAUCACUCCUGAAAUAAGCUGUCCAAACUGGGGCUCAGAAAGUCAUGACCUUCAUCAGCUACACUUGUUGAAAGGAUCUCGGAGGUAUUUACAUACCAGGAAAUCUGUUGUUAUUAGAGGUCAGAUUCUUUGUUGGUGUCAGCUGGCAUCCAGAGACUUCUUCCCAUUUAUCCCGGGUGAUAAGUUAACCCUUUCUCUACAGUAGGCUUGGGCCUUGUCUGCACAUCAAAGUUGACUUGCUUUGUAACUCGAUGGGUACAGUUAACAUCAUCAUCACAGCGAAUCCCAAAGGGGUGUAACCUCCCUGCAGAUUGAGCGCUACCCAAAUUGAUUUGUAGCUAGAUCCUCUGGAUGGUCUGUACACUGGUGAGCUUAUCAAAGUCUUUGAUGACCAUGUGAUCAUUGGCUGUGUAGCAGUGUUCCUUGGUAACUGAACUCUGUAAUUCAUUAUUACUCCUGAGGGCAUUCUGUGCCAAAGAAAAAUUAAAACUCUGCACACAAUAUUUUAAAAUUCUGCAAAUUUUAUUUGUCAAAUAAAUGUGGAGGCUCCAGCAUGGCGUUGUGGAGCACCGGCCACUGGCUGCACAGAGGUGGGAAAUCACUGCACAGCUCCCUCCUGAGACACAGACUCAGCGGUCAGGCUGCACCCAACCCUGACACAGUGCAAGGACAGGGCCUGCCCCAGAAACACCCCAUUGCCCUGCCCCUCUUUACCAGGUGUACCGGGGAGGGUGAGUCUUGGGAAGAUCUGGAUGCAGAGGGGUUUGGCGAAUGUGGGGAGCAGCUCCCUGUACAAUGAUCCCUUCCCCUGCAGCUGAGGAGCAAUGAGUGUAGGAAGUCGGGGGCAGAGGGGAGUUUGCAGAGCUUCUUGCAGCUGGAGGAGAAAUCUGGAGGUGAGUCUGAACCGGCCCGUAUGCUGUGCAGAGGAAGGGGAAGUCCCGUCCUCCCCAGCCCAGACUAGCAGCUGAGCCAGGCACAGGGUAGGAGUCACCAGCCGGGUCUUCCUCAGUUCUGCCCCACAGUGAUUUACCUCUCUGCCAGCUGCCCAAAACAUACUGCUGGGAGGGUUCAUGACCUUUCUUGUGGCUUCCCUUUGCUUCCCCAUCAGAAAAUCAUUUUUCUGCAGGGAAGCAAAGAAAUUUGUGGGGGACAAAUUCUGUGCAUAUGCAGUGGUGCAGAAUUCCCCCAGGAGUAUUCAUUAGUCUUUCAUCCUAAUAAUACAUCAGUACCAAGAAAGCCACCAAAACUGAACCAGGACUGAUGGAAGCAGUUGCUGGGUUUGGCUACAAAUAUCCUCAUUGCUGAUCUUGUCUCAACACUUGAGAUGGAGCAGUUGGCGAAGAUCAUAUGAGUUGUAUUGGUACAAAGGUGCCCUCUCUCAGUAUAACUGUUUUCAUAAAGGAAGGGGAAUAAACUCUACUAUCAUAAGACAUCUUUAUGCCGAUAUAACUGCCUCCGCUCUAGGAGUUGUUCCCACUGUACUAUUCUGAUGGAAAAUCAAACCCCUAUCCCAUAUAGCUAAUCUAGUCCAAAAACUGUGUGUAGACAAGGCCUGAAAAUGUCCCACCGCUGCUACUACUGGUUCUGCUUUUCUGUUGGUGUGAGAAGCGGGAGUCCUAAUGUAGACAGAGUGCUUGUGGCUACCAGCAUAUUAAGCACUGUUCUGCGUAAGCCAGUUCUGUGCAUGUCAACACAGUGCUUUAAAUGCUGGUCUGUUCCUGGAGCCCUGCCUAAAGUAGCACUCACCUCAUUGUUACCACAGGUGGAGCUGAACUGGCUCUCACAAUAGUGGGAAAUGUUGGACAACAAAGCCUACGUCCUUCAUGGAGGCAGCAGCCCUUUCACUCGGGGCUAGUUGGGAAGCCCCAGAUUGGGUGACCCUAGCUGGGCAUUGGCUUUGGCUGGACACUUGAUCACCUGGCUGGGUUGAAGCGACACAUGCUACUGAGCGAUGGCUAAGCAGAAGAGGGCUUUUGACUGGAGUUAAAGAUGACCUGCAAAGGGAUUUUGCUUUCCUUUAUGCUUGUUUUUUAUGUUAGAAAUUCUGGUCUAGUUUACCCUGGAAGACUGUACAGUGUCUGGGGAACCAGUGAAGAGAGGACAUCCCAAGAAAAUGGAAAUUGAGCAAUUGGAAGGAGAAGGGAUUUUUUGAUCAGCCUAUUGUAAAACUCUUUCUUUUUUCAUUAAUACCUGUUUCACUCCAGUACCCAUACAACACCUGUAUUGAUGUUAACGAUCAUGGGCAAGCUUUUCAAAGGGGGCUGCCUAACAAUGGGUUUCUCUGUACAUAUUUAGGCACCUAGAUAAUUAUAUUAUUUAAUAUGUAAUUUUUAGGUGCUUAAAUGUGAAUUCCGGAGCCCAGCUUUAGGCAUCUCAGCUCAGAGAUGUUGCAAUGAAGACUCGCUGUGGAUAUCACUAAGGCCCCAACAGGACAUCCAGCCUAGCCAGGGGAGAUGUGGCUUGACAUGCCUGACAUUUCAAAGGUAAAAAACAAGCAGCCAAAAAGAAAGAUGUAUACUUCUACCUUGAUAUAACGCAACCUCAUAUAACACGAAGUCGGAUAUAACGCGGUAAAGCAGUGCUCCACGGGGGACGGAGGGGGCUGCGCACUCCAGUGGAUCAAAGCAAGUUCGAUAUAAUGCGGUUUCACCUAUAACACAGUUAGAUUUUUGGCUCCCGAGGACAGCGUUAUAUCGAGGUAGAGGUGUAGUUAUGAAAAAUACAAUCUUUCCAGCCUUUGCUCUACGUCACCAGGAUCCAAAGGUACAGGUCUGGUUUUGUUUUCCAAUCCACUGCAGGUCUCCUUUCAGCCAUAGAAUCCCAGCUCCGGAGCAAGGAGCCCAGGCAGAGAAGUAGUUUAGCAUGGGGGCUUGAACCCUGAGCCUGUUAGCUAGAGUUCUGAGAAUGAUGUUCACUUGACAUAAGCUCCACUGCCAUCCUUGCUGUCCGGUACAUCUCUGGUCAAGGGGAGCUGGGACUGUGUGUGUAUUGUGAAUAAAAUAGACUAGGGGGGGAAA
Molecule: messenger RNA, 6384 nt
Organism: Gopherus flavomarginatus (Mexican gopher tortoise)
Lineage: Eukaryota; Metazoa; Chordata; Testudines; Testudinidae
Product: zinc finger protein 436-like
Exons: 3
Coding region: 296-1924 (542 amino acids)
Biological process (GO): regulation of transcription by RNA polymerase II
Molecular function (GO): DNA-binding transcription factor activity; RNA polymerase II cis-regulatory region sequence-specific DNA binding
Source: RefSeq, a predicted model, not a curated record